This is a messenger RNA of Phytophthora nicotianae INRA-310, 378 nucleotides long. RefSeq lists its product as hypothetical. NCBI's taxonomy places the organism in Eukaryota, Oomycota, Peronosporomycetes, Peronosporales, Peronosporaceae. The coding region runs from base 1 to 378 and encodes 125 amino acids. The record is from RefSeq and is a predicted model, not a curated record. The transcript is spliced from 3 exons.
AUGGAUGAUGACGAAGGGAAUUGGCCUCCAAUGGGAGUGGUCGCUUCGCAGCGCAAGGCCUCAAAGAACUUACCAGCCACAGAUCUGGUCUCUCGUAUCGCCAGUACAACAUUCGCUGUCCGUUCCAAUGCUUCAAUGGGGAGUUUGUUCUCAGAGCUUUGCGAAAUGGUAAACGCUGGUGCUACCACACAGCUGAUUGACCACAAAGAGCACAAAUUCAUGGGUUUCGCUAAGGUCUUUCGCCGCUUGCUAGAGAAAUGGGACCAACUCGAAGACUGGUUCCAAGAACGUAUUGAUAAAGCUAUUCCUGUAUGGACUUCUAAACCCGAUCAUGGCAUUAAAUAUCAAGAGUCAAAAGGAGGACACAAAUCAAGUUGA